AUGGCAGCGCAAUCUGAUGAGAACCAACCCCCUUCGUUCUUCGACAUUAUCGAAAUCAAAGAGCUUCCUGACGGUACCGUUCUCUACUCCUUCGGCGAUGUCGACCCCUCGGCGCCCCCAAAGAUUGAUCCAACGCCAGAGCCUACACCUGAGGUCUCUGCCGAACCAACACCCGCACAGGAAACCGAACCCACCCCUGAACCUGCCUCAGAGCCCGCUCCCGAACAAGCUGCAGAGCCCGAACCUCAACCAGAGCCCGAGCCUGUUCCAGAGCCGGAACCUGAACCCGAGCCAGUGCCUGCGCCAGAGCCAGUAGCCGAGACAGCCGCACCGGCUGAGCCCGAAGCUCCAGCUGAGGUUGCGGAGAUUGCUCCAGCAGGAGUGGAAGAAGCGGAGGCAGAAGCAGCAACGGCUACUGAAGCGUUGCAAGAAGAGGUGAGCGCCGAUCCGGUAGUAGUCGCUGCAGCAGCAGACAACGCAUUAGCCGACAUUCCCAAAGAGGAAGAGCCCGCAGCAGUCGAGGCAGAGCCCGCUGCAGUCGAGGCAGAGCCUUCAGCAGUCGAGGCAGAGCCUGCGCCAGUCGAGGCAGAUCCUGCAGCAGUCGAGGCAGAGGCAGCAGUCGUAGCGGAGUCGGCACCAGCCGCUGAGAUAGAGCCAGCAGUUGCAGCGGUGGCAGCAGCGCCUGUAACGGAGGAGACGGUAGUGGAGCCUGUGGCAGCAGUAGCAGUAGCAGCAGCAGAACCAGCGGCAGCGGUAGGAGGUGCCGCUACGCGUCAGCGCCCCAUGGGGUUCGCGAAGCGGUCCCCCGUGGCCAAUGCACGGCGCAAGCAGAGCUCUAAGCGGAGCGCGGUGGCGGGAGCGAUGGCGGAAGUAGCAUCUGCGGUUCACGAGGACGAGAGGGCAGCUGUGGUUACUGCAGCAGGUGAGGCCUCUGCUGAGAGUGCUGCCUCUGCUGACCAUGCGUCUGCCACCACUGCUGUUCCUGCUGUCGCUGUUGCGAUCCCCGAGCGGCCGCCCACCAGAUUUGUGAAGCGGAGCCCGCUCAAGGAUGCGAUGGCGAGGAAACUGGAGGCAGCGGCCGCAGCGGGCGAGCCCAGCGACGAUGAAUCGGAGCUUGUCGAAGCAGCCACGCGAUGGCGUUCGUCACUUCCUCCCCGGCUGCCUUCUAAGUUCAAGCGCCAAUUCCCAAGGUUCCAGUCCAGACCGCGCCCAGGCACCCACUUGACAGAAGUCGUUCUGAACCUGUCUGGUUCUGCUGCUGCUCAGGAGAAACAGCUGGAACCUGCUCCUGUGUCAGAUGCAUCAGUCAGUGCUGCUGAAGAAGUAGCGGUGACCCAAGAAGAAGAUGUAGGAGAUAUCGAGGCGGUGGUGGAAGCAGCGCCGAGUGUGAAUGGGGUGAAGAGGCGAGAUGCGCUUGAGGCGAUGACGGCCCAGGAUUUGAAAUCGUUGCUCAAGGAAAGGAAAGUGCGGGGGUAUUCGAGGAUGCGCAAGGCUGAGCUAGUGGAGUUCAUCCUCGAUAUGGAGGAGAUUAACUAG
Molecule: messenger RNA, 1536 nt
Organism: Closterium sp. Naga37s-1
Lineage: Eukaryota; Viridiplantae; Streptophyta; Zygnematophyceae; Desmidiales; Closteriaceae
Source: the annotation of a GenBank genome assembly